GGUGUUGAGUCACGCGUCAAGGCACAAACCCUGAUGUGCAUCAUACAGUCUUGAAGGUAACCUCUCGGCAGUCGGGGAACUUCUCUUGGGUUUGCUCGGCAUUCCGCCGAAUGACAUUUGAUGAGCUCCGGUCAUGGGGCGGACGGCGGAUGCUGUCAGGCCGCCCAUGUCUCAGGCUCGGGGUGUAGUACUCAGCUGUCAAUCCUGCGGGAUAUCCAGUUUCAGUUUCCCGAGGGCCUGAUCUGCGGGACGGAAGCAGGUGUUGUUGGCCGGCAGUGGCGUCUGAUUCACAUUGCGCCGGUCAGCCGAAUCAAGAAAUGGCCGUGUCGAUACUCAGGGGCUUUUCCAUUAUCGCCCCGCCAUCGCUCGAGCAGAGCGGGUAAGUGCAUGAGCGAUCCAGCUGGUCUACUGGGCAGACUGGCCCGACUGGUUGUGCCCUCGAUUGGGCUCUUCGACACCUCCGGAUUUGAACCCUUCGUCAACCCAGCCAUUCGGAAGGACACGCGACGUGUGUGGGUCUCCUUUCGAGUCCGGCUAAGCAGGAACCCCUUACUGCCCGUCUUGACGCGACUUCGUGCAAUCCCAUGCCAUAUCAACCGCCGAAUGAAAAUCUGAGCUGCAAGCACCCGUGCUCGAGUUGUUGCCCCCGUCGCCUUCUCAAGGACCUCUCUCACUUCGGACGUAAGGGGCAAAAGAUACAGGUUUGGUUGAGAGUCGAGGGCUUCCAGAGAUGACUUGGCGGUAAUAGACGGUUAUGUACGAGCUCAGUUGCAGCGUGAUUUUCAGGGUUGGUUUCUCACAUGUUUGGUAAGCAUGACGGAGUCGGAGACGAUCG
Parathielavia appendiculata is the source of this 835-nucleotide messenger RNA. RefSeq lists its product as uncharacterized. The record is from RefSeq and is a predicted model, not a curated record. The transcript has a single exon. NCBI's taxonomy places the organism in Eukaryota, Fungi, Ascomycota, Sordariomycetes, Sordariales, Chaetomiaceae. Bases 121 to 615 code for a protein of 164 amino acids.